AGCUGGAUCGGUUUCUGACCACCAAAAGAGCCCCGCCGUCGCUGUGCGUCUUCUGCUACGAUGCCUCCAAUAUAACCAUGGCGUCGUCGCUGGCCAGGUCCACGGCGCUUGCCCCGUCUGUAGCCCUUAGGCUACCCAAGCGACUUGUGCCGACGACGACGACCCCCAUGGCCUACGCAGCCUCUGUCACCCCCACGACUGGCCCGGUCCCAGACAGCGCCGCCGCCAAGGCCCACCAUGUCCUGGGCCGCCAUGGCGAGCGCGUGGGCUUUGUCAACCCGCACCCGUCGGCCGGCGUGCGGCUGUCCAUAACGCAACAGGGGUCGCGUGCGCUCAAAGCGAAAUGGCGAGGGGAACUGGCCAUGCCCAACGGAAAGGACCACAAGAUCAAAGUAGUCGAGCCCGCCCUCCUAAAGACCCGAGCCCCGCCCGCUUCCCUCCGCGCGACAUGGCUCGGCCACGCCUGCUACUUUAUCGAGUUCCCCUCGGGGCUGCGGCUGCUGUUCGACCCCGUUUUUGAGAAGACGUGCUCCCCGCUACCGGAAUGGAUGCCUCCGAACCUCGCCCGCAUCACGCCGCCGCCGUGUCUUCCCAAAGACCUACCGUUCGUCGACGCCGUCGUCAUUUCGCACUCGCACUACGACCACCUGUCGCUAAACACUGUCAAGGGCCUGGUGGCCACACAUCCCGGCGUCCACUUCUUCGUGGGCCUGGGCUUGGCGUCCUGGUUCCGCUCCUCCGGCAUCGACAACGUCACCGAGAUGGACUGGUGGGAGGACAGGGAGCUGAAACUGGUGGACAAGGACGCGCAGCACGAAAUCCUCGCCACCGUGUCCUGCCUGCCCUGCCAGCACACGUCCGGGCGCACACUGAGCGAUAGGGACACGACGCUGUGGGCGAGCUGGGCUGUGUCGUCGGGUGGCCGCAGCGUGUGGUUCGGCGGCGACACGGGCUACCGCGCCGUCCCGCAGCUGCCGCGGGGCGAGGACGACUACGGCCCGCAGCACGCCGACCUGCCGCGCAACCCCGACUUUGCCGACAUUGGCCGCCUGCGCGGGCCGUUCGACCUGGGCUUGAUCCCCAUCGGCGCCUACGAUCCUCGGUGGCUUUUUAGUCCCGUGCACUCGGACCCGUUUGACGCCGUCGAAAUAUUCAAGGACACGCGCUGCGCCAGAGCCAUGGGCGUGCACUGGGGGACCUGGGUGCUUACCACGGAGGCGGUGGAAGACCCGCCGCGCCUACUAAAGGAGGCACUGCGGAGGUCGGGGCUGGAGGAGGGAGUUUUUGAUGUGUGCGCCGUUGGGGAGACGAGGGAGUUCUGACGUAUCUACUGUCUGCUCGCCGUCCGCUCGCCGUCCGCUUCCAGUUACAAAAUGGCACAGCUCUCCUCUUUCCUGUCUUUGGCGUUUUUAACGUGUGCGCCAUUGAGGAGACGAGGAGUUCUGGUGUAUCUGCUCGUUAAAAAAUCACACAACUCUCCUCUUUCCUGUCCGCCUUCUUCCUUAUAUACACCUCGGCCUCAGCCCACCCUACCGCCCCGCCCUUCUUCCUCAUCAGGUAGCCGUUGUAGCCCUUGUCGUCAUGCCCCUCAAAUUCUGGGUCUGACUCUUUGCAUGACGGCGUCUUUCUGCACGGCUUGCACAUUUUGUCCACAUGGUGGUGAUCCUCAAUAUUCCCGCCCCAGUCGGGACACGAGAAGCCCCGGGGCAGGUUCCAGUCGUUCUUGCACGCUUCACACCACUUGACGAUGGGCUCGCUGAUCCAGUCGCUGCAGGUCGGCGGGUAGUUCUUGUGCCUUCUAAACCAGCCGUUGCUCGCAGUCCCGCGGACUUCCACCCACCCUAUACGAGGGAGAUGGCUGAUGACAUUGAACUCGAUGUCCGCAUCCUCCUCGUCGAGCUCGG
Gaeumannomyces tritici R3-111a-1 is the source of this 1904-nucleotide messenger RNA. Its product is annotated as NAPE-hydrolyzing phospholipase D. Lineage: Eukaryota; Fungi; Ascomycota; Sordariomycetes; Magnaporthales; Magnaporthaceae. Gene Ontology annotation, cellular component: cytoplasm; membrane-bounded organelle. Gene Ontology annotation, molecular function: zinc ion binding; N-acylphosphatidylethanolamine-specific phospholipase D activity. Bases 78 to 1322 code for a protein of 414 amino acids. The record is from RefSeq and is a predicted model, not a curated record. Gene Ontology annotation, biological process: N-acylphosphatidylethanolamine metabolic process; N-acylethanolamine metabolic process. The transcript has 2 exons.